CAGACGACUUAAAUGUAUUUCCCUGGAAGUUUCAAUUAGUUGUGCAAUAAAGUAUCAGUAGGUGCCAGCAGAGUCAGCAGAAUUCUGUGAUUAACCCCUUUACUGCUCCGUAUAGCAACGUUAUAGGGAAGGACAUUGUCUAUUGAGACUUUGUGUGUUACCAUAGACGUGCACCAAAUACCAACCAGUGGAACGACAGGAGGUAGUGAAUGUCCCCAGUUAACCUUUGAUCAGUUUGCGUUUUAAUCUCAGAGGGUACAACGUAUGCAACGGUCCGCAUUUUAUCGAGGGGAAUCACUAGGAGCACCUUGUCAGAGCGCCAACAUGUCUGACUACGUUAUCCGACUCUACAAGGACUCCGACUACGAUGUGUCCAGGGACCUGUUCGCUGAGGGACUCGUAGAGCACACCAAUAAAGCCUUUCAACACGCCAUACGACUGCCCCACAUCUGGCUCCCAGUAUUGGCGGUGUUACUCCUUCCUGCACUAAACCUUUUGUCUAUCGCAAUGUCCAUUCUGAUGGCUGUCACAGCUAUAGUUGUUGUGUAUUAUUGUUCCCGUUACAUGUACACAUCCUACAUAGAUUACUCUCUCUCCGAUGACAUGCUGGACAUUCGUAAAUAUUACCUGCAGCGGGAGGGCUACAGCUUCUGGGUGGCCGAGUCAACAAGCGGUGAAGUCAUGGGUACGAUCGCUGCUCUGCCUUCUUCUGACCCCGGAGGAGAAAAACAUCUGGAACUGAGACGACUAUCGGUGGCCAAACAUCACAGAGGGAAAGGGAUUGGCUCAGUGUUAUGCAGAACGCUCAUUGACUUUGCCCGGAAGAGAGGUUACGAGGCCGUGGUCCUGACCACCACCUUAUCACAAGUUAAUGCUCAAAAAAUGUACGAGAAGCUCGGCUUCAGGCAUACACAAACCUUGUACCUACUGGGUCCCCUGAGUAAGGUCCUGGGCUUCAGUUUCCUUGCCUAUAAAUAUGACAUCCCAGCGGCUUAGUGGUACUUAGUGGUAAUCUCGGUUAUAGUAUCUAAUUCACAUUAGUUGAUUUAAGUCUUGCUGAUUUCACUGUUACCUCAGAUUGUACUUCAUAAAUAAUGUUAAUAUUUAAA
Molecule: messenger RNA, 1109 nt
Organism: Hyla sarda
Lineage: Eukaryota; Metazoa; Chordata; Amphibia; Anura; Hylidae
Product: N-acetyltransferase 8-like
Exons: 2
Coding region: 265-996 (243 amino acids)
Molecular function (GO): N-acetyltransferase activity
Source: RefSeq, a predicted model, not a curated record